Messenger RNA from Monopterus albus (swamp eel), 1094 nucleotides. RefSeq lists its product as uncharacterized. Gene Ontology annotation, molecular function: cytokine receptor activity; protein binding. Bases 27 to 1010 code for a protein of 327 amino acids. NCBI's taxonomy places the organism in Eukaryota, Metazoa, Chordata, Actinopteri, Synbranchiformes, Synbranchidae. Gene Ontology annotation, cellular component: external side of plasma membrane. The transcript is spliced from 10 exons. The record is from RefSeq and is a predicted model, not a curated record. Gene Ontology annotation, biological process: cytokine-mediated signaling pathway.
CAGAGGCGUCAGUGUCUUGGUUGGCUAUGAAGCAGUUUCCUGUCCAUCCAGUAACCUGGUCCACUUUCCUGGUUUUGUUUGCUUCCCAGUGUGAGAGCAACAUUCCUGGUAUCUGUCACAAGGACUGGUGCCCUGAUGAGUUAUGUGUGGAGGAUUCUUCCCAUCCGAUUGACUGCCAAAGCGACACUGCUGAUGUAAAUGAAUGCUUCACCUGCCUCCUUUACCCAGCAGAAAUACUCAACUGCUCCUGGGCAUUCCACACUUUACAGAAGGAUACACAGCUUUCUGUUCACAUCAGUAUUUGUGAAGGUGAACAAACGGCUCAGGCUUUCAGCCGUUUAUCUGAGGAAAGAGUUGGAUCAUGGUCUACGAUUCUGCCUGAGCAUGAGGGCCACCAAUUUGUAAUUGUUCAGUUUAACAUGACCCUGCAUGACAAUUGGACAGCCUACACCUACACAUAUGAACCAGAAAAGCAAGAGGUCCUGUCUCCUCCACCAAACCUGUCUGCAUCAGUUAAAGAUGGAGACCUGCUGGUCACAUGGGAUCUGCCCCACAGUCACUUCACCAGCAAAGAUGACUGCUUUGAUUACCAGCUGGACCUGGGUGACCAGGAGAGUCUUAGAAACUUGACCAACCAGCGGUCUUACACACUCCAUAAUGCAGAUCCAGCUUACACCUAUAGAGUGAGGAUAAGGACAAUGAAGAACAACCUUUGCAUACAAUGGCCUCACUGGAGCGACUGGAGUCACACUGUCAUAGUGGAGCAGUCGGUUUACAAACUCAACACGCUGGUGAUCCUCUCAGUUUCAUUUGUAAUACCCAUGAUCCUCCUGGCUGUGCUGCUGUUGGUGUGCCAUCAGAGGGUGUUUAAACUGCUCUUUCCUCCGAUUCCUCGCCCCCCUCCAAAAUACAUACAAUUCCUGCAAAAAAAUGACACAUUCAACUUCUUUCAUCCUGCGCACUUAUCUAAGGCUGAGGAGGAGAUUACGCAGGUGGAGGACACAGAGUAAGACGCUGGAAGGACAUUUUAAAUAUUGACAGCAAAAUGUCUAGUGGAUUACUUAUAAAUGAUAUCAGUGAUCAUUUACCUGUAU